This is a messenger RNA of Hyla sarda, 1880 nucleotides long. RefSeq names its product extracellular calcium-sensing receptor-like. Bases 34 to 1764 code for a protein of 576 amino acids. Gene Ontology annotation, molecular function: G protein-coupled receptor activity. Lineage: Eukaryota; Metazoa; Chordata; Amphibia; Anura; Hylidae. The record is from RefSeq and is a predicted model, not a curated record. Gene Ontology annotation, cellular component: membrane. Gene Ontology annotation, biological process: G protein-coupled receptor signaling pathway. The transcript is spliced from 6 exons.
CAGGAAGCUCAUUCUAUAGCUAAACACUGGUGCAUGGCUCAUGUGUAUGUAAGAUUUCUGGAGGUUCUUUUUGUACAUUUCAUGUUAUUGAUUUGUUCCUCGGGUCAGAUGUGUACAUUACCACCUAUGUCAGACCUGGAGGGGAUAAGACAACCCGGAGAUAUCAUGAUAGGAGUAUUACUACCCAUUAACUCUGACAAGAUCUACCAAACACCCACAUUCAAUGUACAACCACCCAGGACCACCUGCAAACCUGACAACAGUAUAAGUUCUGUGAAGACUCCGGUGAGGAACUGCACCGGAAUGGAACAGCGAGAUGAAAGAAUUUACAGUUCUACAUUUGUCAAGAGUCUAUUAUAUACUUCUUAUAUGUACGCUUCUGUGCACACCGUGGCUAGAGCUUUAAAUGAUCUAAAAAUCUGCAAGCCAGGAGAGGGACCAUUUUAUAAUGGGACCUGUGCGAACCUCUGGAAUUUCAAACCAUGGCAGCUUACAUACUAUAUAAGGAAGGUCAAGUCAGCUUCGAACAAUGGAAAAGAAAACUACUUCGAUGAGAGUGAGGAUUCAACUGUCGCCUAUGGAAUCGUGAACUGGCAAAUGAAACCAGAUGGAACUGUGACGCAAGUUAAGAUUGGAAAAUUUAGUAUCUCAGGCCCCCCAGAUAAAGCCCUGGUCCUUAACUCAAGUCUGAUCUCAUGGCCUACUGGAGGUCAACAGGUCCCACGUUCUGUCUGUAGCGAGAGUUGUCCUCUGGGAUUUAGGAAGGCAGCUAUUCAGGGCCAACCUAUCUGCUGCUUUGAGUGUGUUCCUUGUCUACAAGAUGAGAUCAGCAAUCAGACAGAUUCCAUUAACUGUGUCAGGUGUCCAUGGGACCAGUGGCCGAAUUACGAAAAAUCCAGCUGUCUCCCAAAACCCUUUGACUUCCUGUCUUAUGAAGAUGUGUUAGGAGCCAUCUUAGCGGCAUCCAGCUUGAUUUCUUCCAUUGUUCCUCUUCUUAUUUUGAGGCUUUUUCUUAAAUACAGAAAUACCCCUAUUGUAAAAGCCAGUAAUUAUUCUCUAAGUUGUCUUUUGUUGAUGUCCCUUUGUCUCUGCUACUUCUCCUCCUUAGGGUUUAUAGGAUAUCCAGAGCACACCAGAUGUCUCCUGCGUCAGGUGACCUUUGGUCUGGUCUUCACUCUCUGUGUUGCUUGCAUUUUGGCCAAGACGAUCAUGGUUGUAUUUGCAUUCAUGGCCACCAAACCAGGAAGCAGUCUGAGAAAAUGGACGACAUUCAGGGUCUCCUAUACGAUUAUUUUCAUCUGUUGUCUGUUACAGUUCAUCCUGUGUGCCACCUGGUUGUCCAUUGCUCCGCCAUUUGCACAACAUAACACUGGCAUUAGACCUGAAAUCAUCAUUGUUGAUUGUAAUGAGGGAUCACCCAUCGCCUUCUGGACUAUGUUGGGUUAUCUCUUUCUUCUGGCCACCAUAAGUUUCAUUGUGGCAUUCCUGGCCCGAAGACUUCCAGACCGUUUCAAUGAAGCCCAGUAUAUUACAUUCAGCAUGUUGGCCUUCCUCAGUGUCUGGAUAUCUUACAUCCCAGCCUCCCUCAGUGCACAGGGCAGGUACACAGUGGCUAUGGAGAUCUUCGCCAUCUUAGCAUCCAGUUGGGCUUUAGUCAUAUGUAUGUUUCUUCCUAAAUGUAUUUUCAUAUUAUUCAUACCUAAGAUGAAUUCUAGGAACAAUAACAUACGAAAAACCAAGGAUAGCACCGUAUAUGUUCUAUGAAAUUCUUCAAGGUUAACUGUUGAUUCAAUAACAACAAUUAUUAGUUUUAAUACAAAUUUGAUACUGUAUUAUUAUUAAUAAAUAAUAAACUAAGAUUGUAUUUAUUUAUUAUUGAG